GCAAGUAGUCAGUAGAAGAAGAGUGAAGCUGCGAGCUGACAACUGACACAGACGGUGUCGACAACUUCCUGCAACGCUCCGUUGUUGCUAUGCAACCUGUCAACGACAAACAGAGUCGCUGGCCGCCAGGCAUGUCGUCAGGUUACUCGGCUAAUCAGUAUGAAAAUGCUUUCAACUCGCAGAAACUGCAAAAUUGGACCGUGCCGAAGCAUUUCAAGGAGAGGCCCUCAGCAGCAGAGGGUCACACCAUCUUCAUCGCCAGUGACCGAGGACAUCUCCUACCGGGAGUGAAGGCUAAGCGUGGCAGUGCGUGGCCAGAUUUUAAGGGGACAUGGGAGCUGCCUGCUCGUCUCCCUCCUGCCUCCAUCAACCCCACGGCUCGCUCUGAGGAGGGCAGACAGCGUCUCACACACACAUACAAACACUCACACACACACUCCGGACUUGACAUCCACACACACAUGGCUGACAAAACCACCACCACACCAGCCGCAGACAGUCAGAUGGAAGAGGUUCAGACCUGCAAUGCCCCAACCUCAGAGACCAGUCACAGGAGAAAGACCAGUCACUGGGCAAUCAGGUCGUGGGGCGAGACCUUUGACUCAAGCCUCAGAGAGAGAGAGCAGUGUCCCCUG
Molecule: messenger RNA, 635 nt
Organism: Oncorhynchus keta (chum salmon)
Lineage: Eukaryota; Metazoa; Chordata; Actinopteri; Salmoniformes; Salmonidae
Product: protein Flattop-like
Exons: 5
Biological process (GO): cilium organization
Cellular component (GO): ciliary basal body
Source: RefSeq, a predicted model, not a curated record